Aedes aegypti (yellow fever mosquito) is the source of this 695-nucleotide messenger RNA. RefSeq lists its product as uncharacterized. Lineage: Eukaryota; Metazoa; Arthropoda; Insecta; Diptera; Culicidae. The transcript is spliced from 4 exons. The coding region runs from base 129 to 491 and encodes 120 amino acids. The record is from RefSeq and is a predicted model, not a curated record.
GACAGUGACUAUGGGAAGCCGCCUAUUUAGUCCAAACUGUGUCGAUCAGCAACUCCCAGUAUUGGUUGUGAUCUCGAGUAGAAAGUGUUCGAUUUAGAAAAAUCUUAGCUUUUCAAACAAGUAAAAAAAUGGCUCUAAAAACGGAUCAAAUAUUGGACAAACUAAACGAAAAACUAGCUCAAGUAGAUCGUAGCAAACGUUCCUUCACGGUUAUAUUAUUUGUCCAUUUACGACAGGAAGGGAAAGUGGUUAAGAGUGUUGUAUUGGACUUCAAUGAUUUGAAAAUUUCGGAAAUCGAACUAGCAGCCACCAGCACCGCGGAUUAUCCGGCUGAGCGCAUCGAUGCGUCCAUUACGAUUGACGAUAACGACUUCUACCUGGUGGCAACGAAGGAAACCUCAUUUGCAGCCCUUAUCGAACAGGGGAAAGUGGAUAUUACUGGCAACAAACAGGCAUUUAUAACUCUAGACGAAAAAUUCAGAAAUAAGUGAGUCUAGAAGUUUCAGAACAACUGAUACGGAUAAGCCAUCGUGACAAACGCAAAACAACGCAGAAAACAACAACCAAUUGAUUGGCGAUAUCGGUAAAUGAUUUAUAAUAAAAUCUUAUCGGUGGUUACACAAUACUUUUAGUAGGCGUUUGCAUAAUAAAAAUAAUCGUUAUGUAAUCGAUUAAAAUAUCGGUUGUAUUAUGUA